This is a messenger RNA of Fusarium graminearum PH-1, 1745 nucleotides long. RefSeq lists its product as uncharacterized. NCBI's taxonomy places the organism in Eukaryota, Fungi, Ascomycota, Sordariomycetes, Hypocreales, Nectriaceae. The transcript has 3 exons. The record is from RefSeq and is a predicted model, not a curated record. Bases 561 to 1346 code for a protein of 261 amino acids.
CUACUCUACUUCCACUAUUAUUAAGCUCCUCGAUCCCUUCUCUUCUUUACUUCCCUCCCCCCCAUCUUCCACUUUCUUCUGAAUAUCAAUCUGCUAUACAUAUAUACACACACUCUUCCCCUCCAUCCAUUCCCCCUCCUCCUCUUACUAUCUUACCUACUCCAAUAUUUUAAUCCUUCACCUGGAUCGUGGAUCACCACCCACAUUGCUUGGCAUAUAAUAAAUACUAUAGCUUCUAUUUCUAAGCUACAAUGGGAUCUGGAAGCUUGCCCUCUCCUCCGGCUGAGGAUCAUAAGUCGACCCUCUCUCGGAAAAGCACAUCCUCAAGUACCAAGUCGGUCAAGCCUGUGCAUCGCACCUCCAAGCGAGCCAGUUCAAGUGCUGCUACAAUUCACCACCACGAUCAUGUCACACAUACAACUGGCAUGGAUGGUCGACACAAGCGUGUAUGGAAGGCUUGUGAACGAUGUCGCAUGAAGAAGACCAAGUGUGACGGUGAAUUUCCCUGCAAGCGAUGCAAGGAUGACGGUCUGGUCUGUACUGCUGGUGUACGAAAGAAGAUGGAAUACAAGCAGUUGCCUCGAGGUUACGCCGAGGUUCUCGAGAACACCCAAUUCGCUUUAAUUGCUACCGUUCACAAACUUUACUCAAUGGUCCGAAACAACCAAUCGUGGGACCUUGGCGAGCCCGAAUUAAACGAUCGCGGCCAACCCGUAAUCCAUAACAUCGCCCAAAAGCUCGGAUGUAUCCGCCCCAACAGCGAUAUCGAUCUUCCCGUGCACUCGGUAUUCCCUGAGGAUGAGGCCGGCAUGGCUGAGCUGGCUCGACAGCUCGAGGACCAGCAAAAGGAACACGAGCCUCACAAGGAAGCCAUCAAGGACACAGACUCUUCAGUGUGUAACCGAACCGAGCGAGCGUCAUCAUCGGAACUCGACCAUUCCGACGUCGACAUCGAGUAUGAUUACAGAAAAGCUGCAUUUGGUAACACCAACGCCAUGACCCUUUCACCGCAGAGCUUCACAGGCUCUCCCGACUUCGACUUUGCCCCUCCACCACCCGAAAUCGAUGCUUCAACACUGUUCCCCUCACAAUCUCCCUCGAUGAACAAUUUCCCCGCCUGGCCAAUGAUCAAGCCUCAACUCACCGACCUCACUAUGCAAUUCCUACAACAGCAACAACAAAGCGGUAUGAUGGCCAAUAUGGAUAUGUUGAACCAGGGCCUUGUGGAAUCAGAGUUCGGAACAAUCAAGCCUCACGUCCUUUCAUGUCCCAACCCCGAAGUAAUGCUGGGUAUGGGAGACCCCAUGAUCUAUUCAGGUUACGAUGGCGAACCGAUGCGACUAUGAUUCAAUCGACCGAACGAAUUGAAACUUGACUAGCACGAUUAGACCUGUUUUACGGCCAUUCUUUGUUUCGUCCAAAAUUUGUCACACGGCACGGUGUUUGCAGGCUUUCUGGCGUUUUUUUUUUUUUUUGGUUUUUUUUUUGGUUUUCUCAGCUGGGUUAAUACCCGUGGGGGUUUGGUGUUUAAAGGCACGGAUUCACAGAAUUGGUGCGGCGUUGUAUGUUUUCCGAUGUCCGACAUGGUUGUGAAAGGGAUGUAUGGGUAUGAUAUGAGAGAUUUGGCUACGACCACGACUACUACAACUUUGAAGUUGGGCCCAAAACAAAGGGAUUGAGUAAAGUUAGAAGGCAUAUCUAGAUAGACUUGUGCAUUGCCAUACCCAAAUCCAACUACUGAGAUG